CAGAAAAGCUGUCUGAUAAGAAGUUCUUCAUUCGCUGUUUCUAUGUAGUUCAUUCAACGAGGGCAAUGACCGGUUCUGUCAAACGUGUGAGACACUGUGACGGACUAUUAUUUAGAAUUUUAUAUUGUAAUGUAAAGUAUUUAUUUAGUUAUAAAUAAAAUUAAAAUUGUAAAUAAUAUUGUAAGUUGUAUAUAAAAUGAAGGCAGAACAAAUGGAAGAUGCUGAAACUCAGAAUCAAGUCGCCGGCGAUGUCAUUGGCGACACCGCAUACAGCGAGCGUUUUGUUCUAAAAAUUUUACUUAAACUCGCUAAUUUGGAUACUCUAAAAGAAGAUAUAAAGGAAAAAUCAUUUGAAGAUGAUAUCUGCAUACUGUGGGACAUGACUACAGAGAAGGACGUUGUGUUAUUUCUGCAGAAACACGAAGUUUUGAAACUUAUCAAUUUCGCUCUACCCGUUAUUGAAACCUCAAGAAUUGUUGAAAUUUUUAUCGGUAUUAUUGGAAAUAUGUGCUGCCAGAAGGAAGUUGUGAAUGUUUUGAUGAAGAUGGACGAUUUGUUAGCUAUUCUAAUGUGUUAUAUAAAUACAGACGACAGUUUAGUGUUAGUUCAGUUGCUUAGGUUAGUGAGCAGUUGUUUGUUUUUAGCGAACGACGAGGAGAUCGAGACUUGGAUGAAUUUGUUCGCAACUGUCGAGUAUUCUUCCGCUUUAUACUUUAUUCUAAAGAAUUCAUCACACAAAGACUUAUUGGUCACAGCCUUAGAAAAUUUAAACACCUUGUGUUCAUAUUGUAAUACUGAAAAGUUUCGCACAAAAUUCUAUUCACACUUUGUAGUAGAAGAGGCCUUAGACUGUCUGACAGCAGCCUUCACUGAAAUUACAGUGAAUAGGAAAGCAACAUGCUCUAAGAGCAAGUUGGAAAGAGUUCAAAUUGUAAGUCUCCAGAUAGUACUGAACUUUGUUGGGUUUGAAAACUCAUUAGAAAUGUAUGAGAGUAGUAAAGACAAUGUUACAACACUUAUAAAUAUAAUACUCAGAUAUUACGAAGAGAAAUUGAUAGUUAACAAAGAAAUUGAUUCAGAUUUAAUUGAUAUUUUAGUGUCAACAAACACAAUUGUAGAUGCAUUAAAAAUAACUGGGUCACCUGAGAAUUACUUUGAGCCAACUUACAAUAUGUGGAAUGCAACAUCAUCUAUCAUGAAGACUGAUAAGGAUGGCUCAUCUUUUGAGGAAAAUGACAAGGAGGAGUUAAAAGAUUUCAUAGCAAAAGUGAGGAAUCCUUUGGCAAUGUUAAUGUGUUAUUAUUUAGCGAAUAUCACUGAAGAUAAUUUCUAUAAAGUGUUUGAAGUUGUUGAGACUAUUUAUGAAGAGGUUGCAAGUUGGGUGAAUGACGAACCUCUAGAAACUAACAUGUCUCAAAGAGUAACCAAUUAUAGAACUCGUCCAAAGGACUAGUGUUGAUAAUGUAAUAAAAUUGUUUUUUAUUUGAUAA
Spodoptera frugiperda (fall armyworm) is the source of this 1490-nucleotide messenger RNA. RefSeq lists its product as uncharacterized. The transcript has a single exon. Lineage: Eukaryota; Metazoa; Arthropoda; Insecta; Lepidoptera; Noctuidae. The record is from RefSeq and is a predicted model, not a curated record. Bases 197 to 1453 code for a protein of 418 amino acids.